This is a messenger RNA of Propithecus coquereli (Coquerel's sifaka), 20502 nucleotides long. RefSeq names its product spectrin repeat containing, nuclear envelope 2 (gene SYNE2). The coding region runs from base 52 to 19617 and encodes 6521 amino acids. Gene Ontology annotation, cellular component: membrane. The record is from RefSeq and is a predicted model, not a curated record. The transcript is spliced from 113 exons. Gene Ontology annotation, molecular function: protein binding. NCBI's taxonomy places the organism in Eukaryota, Metazoa, Chordata, Mammalia, Primates, Indriidae.
UUUACUUCUUUAACUGAGAUGGACAAGAUAUAAUCUCCAUUGAGUCAAAGAAUGGCAUCUAGUCCUGUGCUUCCCACGGAAGAUGAACAGGUUUCCUUGGGCAUCGAUGAUCUCCAUAUUUCACUGCAAGCCGAGCAGGAAGACACUCAGAAGAAAACCUUCACCUGCUGGAUAAACUCACAGUUGGCAAAGCACUCUCCUCCUUCAGUUAUAUCAGACCUAUUUACGGACAUUAAACAGGGUCAUGUCCUCCUGGACCUGUUAGAAGUACUUUCAGGACAACAGUUGCCUCGGGAUAAAGGAACUAAUACAUUCCAGUGUAGAAUCAAUAUAGGACAUGCCCUGACAUUCCUAAAAAACCGAUCAAUCAAGCUAAUAAAUAUUCAUGUUGCUGAUAUUGUAGAUGGAAACCCAUCCAUUAUUCUUGGCCUAAUUUGGACAAUUAUACUGCACUUUCAUAUUGAGGAGCUUGCCCAGACUCUCUCUUGCCAUUACAAUCAGCCUUCCCUGGAUGAUGUGAGUGUGGUUGAUUCAUCUCCUACCUCAAGUCCUCCAGCUAAGAAAUGCUCCAAAGCUCGGGCAAGAUGGCAGAUGUCUGCGAAGAAUGCUCUUCUUUUGUGGGCUCAGGAACAAUGUGCCACGCAUGAGUCUGUCAGUGUGACAGAUUUUAAGUCGAGCUGGAGAAAUGGGAUGGCUUUUUUGGCCGUCAUUCAUGCCUUGCGACCAGACCUAAUUGACAUGAGGACUAUGAAGCAUAGAUCCAACAAAGACAAUCUGGAAGAGGCCUUCAGAAUUGCAGAACAAGAAUUAAAAAUCCCUAAAAUGCUGGAACCAGAAGAUGUGGAUGUUGUUAAUCCUGAUGAAAAGUCGAUCAUGACCUAUGUGGCACAGUUUCUGCAGUAUUCCAAGGAUGCAGUUGGGACUGGAGAUAAGGCUCAGGGAAAGGUGAAAGAUGCUAUGGUCUGGUUAACUCUGCAAGAGGAGAAACUACAGAAAGUGUUAAAGGAUUCAGAAAAUGAGACCUACUUUAAAAAGUAUCAGAGCCUGCUGUCCUUUAUGGAGUCAUUUGAUGAAGAAAAGAAAUUUUUUUUGGAUGUUCUGUCGAUGAAAAGGAAUCCGGAUAAGCUGGAUGAAGAUCAGUUACAGCUGAGAGAAGCCUGGGAUAGCCUCGAGUAUCAGAUUAAUGUGUGGAAAACACAGCUGAAUUACGCCUUGCCCCUCCCCCUCAAGGAGAUCGAAGCGUGGCUGCAGGAGGUAGAGCAGCUCACAGCUGAAGAUUUGCCAGCCUCCUGGGAUUACUCCGAAGCUAUGACUCUGACACAAAAGAAAAUUACUCUAUUCAAGAAUCUGAUGGAUAGAUUUGACUGUUAUUUGAACAUUCUCCUUACAUUUGAAAAUAGAGAUGAAAAACAUUUGCCAUUGGUACCACCUAACAAAUUGGAGGAAAUGAAAAGACGAAUCAACAACAUUUCGGGGGAAAAAUUCAUUCUACUUCUAGAAUUUCAUUACUAUAAGUUCUCAGUGCUUGGUUUGCUAGAUGAAGUGAAAUCAAAAUUGGACAUUUGGAACAUUAAAUACGGGAACAAAGACUCUGUGGAAUUACUGCUGAAAGACUGGCAUGAAUUUAUUGAAGAAAAAGAGUUCCUAGUUCAACUUGAUACUUCUUUUCAAAAAUGUGAAGAAAUUUAUAAGAAUUUGGCUGGAGAAUGUCAGAAUAUUAGGAAACAAUAUAUGAUGGUGAAAUAUAAUGUUUGUAUGUAUAGAAAAAAUAUAUACAAUGCGAAGACCACUCUACAAGAAGUUCUGACUUGUUGGGCUGCUUAUGUGGAAAACCUUCGCUUACUAAAGGCUUGUUUUGAGGAGACAAAGAAGGAACAAAUUAAAGAGGUUCCCUUUGAGACACUAUCCCAAUGGAAUCUAGAACAUACGACUUUAAAUGAAGCAGGAAAUUUCCUAAUUGAAGUUAGCAAUGAUGCAGUUGGAUCUUCUAUUUCUAAAGAACUGAGAAGACUGAAUAAAAGAUGGAGAAAGCUUAUUUCAAAAACUCAGCUUGAAAUGAAACUACCACUUGUAAAAAAACAAGAUCAGCCCAUUUUUGACAAUUCUGGAAAUAUUGUAUCUAAAGAAGAAAAACCAACUGUUGACUUUUUGGUAGAUAUGUCAAUAGAACUUCCUGAAUAUCACUAUCAGAAUAUAAAGGCUGGGGAAGAACAUGAAAAAGAACAUGAAGAAUUCAUAGGGCAACUAAAAGUUGCUGAAGAGGUUGAAAAACUCAUUGGACAAGUAGAAAUCUGGGAGGCAGAAACCAAAUCUGUUUUGGAUCUUCUGAAACAUAAAGAUGAUGUGGAUACCUCAAUGGAAGAAUCUUUGCAGCAUCUUAUUGCCAAAGGCUCUAUGUAUGAUGAGCUUAUGGCUAGAGCGGAGGAUACUUUACAAAUGGAUAUACAAAGUAUUUCAAGCCAAGAGUCCCUCCAACGUGUUAUCAAGGGUGGGCUUCAGACAAAGAUUCAAGAAGCUAAAGAGAAAGUCCAGAUCAAUGUAGUAAAACUUGUUGCAGUGUUGAAGAGCUCAACUGACAUUUCUCCAGAAGUGGAUGUCAGGCUGAAGAUGGAAGAAUCACUGAAGGAAGUUGAAUCAUACAUCACGAGGGCUGAGCAGUUACUCAGGCAGAGAGAGAACCCUGGUGGACUCAUUUCAAAAUAUAAGGAGGCACUAAUAAUUUCUAAUACUAAAAGUCUGACCAAGUAUUUGAAAGCUGUUGAAGAGCUAAAAAAUAAUGCAACUGAGGAUGUAAGGCUAUCUUUGGAAGAAAAGAGUAGCGCUAUCUGUGCCAAGUGGGAGUCUCUUCAUCAUGAACUGUCUUUGUAUAUUCAACAACUAAAAAUAGAUAUUGAAAAAGGAAAGCUUAGUGACAAUAUUUCAAAACUUGAAAAGCAAGUAAAUAAAGAAAAGAAACUUAUUCGUAGAGGAAGGACCAAGGGUCUCAUCAAAGAACAUGAGGCUUGCUUUUCUGAGGACGGCAUUCGGUACCAGCUUAAUCACCACAUGGAUGUCCUGCGGGAGCUGUGUAAAGAGCUGACUUCACAGAAGAGUCAGCAAGAAGUGCAGAGAGUACUCAAAGAUUAUGAACAAAAGAUAGAACGACUUCUGAAAUGUGCUUCCGAGAUUCACACGGCGUUGCAGCCCACGAUGGGAGGCACGUCGAAAAACGAGGGGACCACGACCACAUCAGAGAACAGAGGAAGGGAUUUCCACAGUGAGGGGCCAUUUGCAAAAUCAGAUCACCAGCCAUCAACCGAAAAGGCAAUGGAACCAAUUACGAAUUUUAACCUGGCAUCAGAGUUAAAGCCUCAACAAGAAGAAAGCAUUACAGAGAAGGAUGAGAAGGAUCACAGUGCAUCUGUAAAUACUUUACUAGAGAGGUAUGAUACACACAAAGAGAUUCUUGAAUUACACCUACAAAACAACACAUUCAGAAUUACUUCUGAUUUCUCUACUGAAAAGGAAAGGAGUAGUUCUUGUCUGCAGGAUAAAAUGACAGAUCUAAUGGUCUUAAAAAAUGAAACUGAUGCUUGCUGGAAAGAGUUUGAAAUCACUUCAUUGAAGUUAGAAAAUCUUGUGAGUGACGAAAAGAAGCCUUUUAUAGUUAAAGACAGAGAGAGAUUAAAGGGAAAGGAAAGAGAGCUUCAGAUGACACUUAAUGCCAGAAUGGAGUCUUUAGAGACAGCACUACAGAUUGUGUUACCUGUGGAGAAAGAAUCGCUCCUCCUCUGUGGCUUGGACCUGCCCCUGCAGGAAAUGACCAUCCAGGAAUUUUAUCUCAUUGAUGCUGAUGGCAUUUAUCAAAACCUGAGGAAUAUCCAAAAUUCCACAGCAAAGCAGAUUGAAAUAUGUAACAAUUUAGAAGAAUCUGGCAACUUUGUAUUGAAGAAAUUACACCCAUUCGAUCUACAUGCAAUGCAGAAUAUUAUACUGAAAUGCAAAACACGACUGGAAGAAAUGAACCACAAGGUGCAGACAAUUGGAGAUGCCCUCAAAGCUCUGGAAGAUUUUUUGGCAUCUCUCAGAAUGUCUAAACUCCCUGUUGAGCUUGUUACAGGCCGUUCUGCCUCGGAUACACAGGCGACAUCAGAAAGUACUUUGACAGUAAAAAAUAAAGAGGAAGAAAUUCGUCUGAUGAAAGACAAUGCCAGACAUUUGGAUGAACGUUUGAAGAAGCUUGAUAUGAGCUUGAAAGAUGCUGAACGGGGUGAAGACACCUCCUGUGAAAAACUUUUUGAUGCUGUGUCAGUACAGUUAUUUGAGAUAUGUGGCUAUGGUGUGCAGGAGGAGCUCACUGAGGAAAACAAGUUACUAGAGGCUUGUAUUUUCAAAAAUAAUGAACUCCUUAAAAAUAUUCAAGAUGUGCAGAAUCAAAUCAGUAAAAUUGGUCUUAAGGAUCCUACUGUUCCAGCUGUGAAACAUCGGAAAAAAUUACUAAUCCAACUGGAUAAGGAUCUGGAUGAAUAUGAAGAAGAGAAGAAACAUUUACAAGAAAUGGCUAAUUCUCUUCCACAAUUCAAAGAUGGCAGAGAAAAAACCUUGACUCAACAGUGCCACAAUACAGUCCUCCUGUGGGAGAACACAAAAGCUUUGGUCACCGAAUGUCUUGAACAAUGUGGAAGAGUUUUGGAGCUCUUAAAACAAUAUCAGAAUUUUAAAAGUGUCUUGACAACUUUGAUUCAGAAAGAAGAGAAUGUCAUCUCCCUGCAGGCUUCAUACAUGGGAAAGGACAACCUGAAGAAAAGGAUAGCAGAGAUUGAAGUUGUCAAAGAGGAAUUUAAUGAACAUUCAGAAGUUAUAGACAAGAUAAACCAGAUCUGCAAAAAUCUACAAUUUCAUCUAAAUAAAAUGAAAACUUUUGAAGAAUCCCCUUUUGAGAAAGAGGCUAAUAUUAUUGUGGAUAGAUGGCUUGACGAAGAGUUACAAGUCCAUGAACAAAAAACUUCAGAAUUUUCUGGAAGACUGGCUGAAAUACAGUUUCUGCUUCAAAGUAGUGAAAUACCUCUUGAAUUGCAGGUCAUGGAGUCCUCAAUUUCAAACAAGAUGGAACAAGUAAAAAAGUGUUUAACAGGAGAAUCCAACUGCUCUGCACUCAGUGGCAGCACCGCCGAGCUAAGGGAGGAUCUUGACCAAGCCAAGACCCAAAUUGGGAUGACCGAAUCCCUCUUAAAAGCCCUGUCUCCUUCCGACAGCUUGGAGAUCUUCACUAAACUAGAGGAGAUACAACAGCAAAUUCUACAGCAAAAGCACAGUAUGACAUUACUUGAGAAUCAAAUAGGUUGUCUGACUCCUGAACUCUCUGAAUUGAAAAAGCAGUAUGAAAGUGUCAGUGAUUUAUUUAAUACCAAAAAAAGUGUUUUGCAAGAUCACUUUUCUAAGUUAUUGAGUGAUCAAUGCAAGAACUUUAAUGACUGGUUCAGCAACAUAAAAAUGAACCUUAAGGAGUGUUUUGAAUCAUCAGUGACAAAAAAGAAUGUGGAACAGAAGCUACAGAAACUUUCUGAUUUCUUGAUCCUUGAAGGAAGAAGCAGCAAAAUACAGCAGGUGGACACUGUACUGAAGCACGUGAAGAAGCAUCUGCCCAAAGCACAUGUUAAAGAGCUGACCAGCUGGCUUGCAGGUCAAGAAUUUGAAUUAGGAAAAAUGGAGUCCAUAUGCCAGUCACGAGCAAAGGAGCUCGAUGACUGUCUGCAGCAGCUGCUGAGACUCCAGGAUGACCACAGAAACCUGAGUAAGUGGUUGACUAAUCAGGAAGAAAAAUGGAAAGAAAUGGAAGAAUCAGGAGAGAAAGCUGAGCUAUUUUGCCAAGCUUUCGCUAGAAAGAGGGAACAAUUUGAAUCUUUGGCCCAGUUGAACAACUCUUUGAAGGAAUAUGGGCUUACUGGUGAAGAAGUAAUAACGGAAUCAACGUGUUUGAUUGAUAGAUACCAGACAUUAUUGAGAGAUUUAAGUGAAAUUGAGGAAGAGGAUAAGCUACCACCUGCUGAGGACCAGAGCUUUAAUGAUCUUGCAGAUGAUGUAAUUCACUGGAUAAGAGAGAUUAAAGAGUCCCUUAUGGUUUUGAAUUCAUCCGAAGGCAAAAUGCCACUUGAGGAAAGAAUCCAAAAAAUAAAGGAUUCCGUGCAAAAGUUGGAAGGCCAUGUUCAAGAACACCACUCAUACCAGGUCUGCGUCACAGACCUGAAUACCACAUUGGACAAUUUCUCCAAGGAACUUGUUAGUUUUUCCAGUAAGCCUGUGGAUCAAACAGCAGUUGAGGAAAAAUUGCAGAAACUACAGGAACUAGAGAAUAGACUCAGUGUACAAGAUGGCAUGUUAAAGGAGAUUUUAGCUUUAGCAAAAUCCAUCAAGCAAAAUACAUCUUCAGUAGGACAGAAGAUUAUUAAGGAUGAUAUAAAAUCACUUAAGUGUAAACAAAAAGGUUUGGAAAACAGACUCGAAUCUGCUAAGCAGGAGAUGGAAAAUUAUCUCAAAAGCAUUCUCAAAUCAGAAUGCUCAACAGAAAAGAAAGAAAAGUUUACGCUGCCAGACGGAGAGAAGCAGACCACUUCUGAUGUUCAGGAGUCUAUUCAGGAAUCAGGUGCAGUGGAAAAGUUGGAGGAAGACUGGGAAAUAAACAAGAAUUCAGCUGUGGAAAUGGUUAUGUCAAAACAACUUUCUCUUGAUGUUCAAGAAAGCAUGAAAAACACUGAAGAUGAGCAGAAAGUCAAUGAGCUGCAAAAUCAACCUUUAGAAUUAGAUAUUAUGUUAAGAAAUGAACAAUUAAAAGAGAUAGAGGAAUUAUGUUCCCAGUUGGAAGCAAAGAAAGCAGCCAUUGAACCACUGGAACAAACUGAAUGUCUCAAGCAAACAGAAACAAGUGCCUCAGUUUUCUACAAUACAAGAUAUUCAGCACACCACUUGGACAAUCUGCUUCAGGCACUUAAUACUUUAAAGCAAAAUAGAGAAAUCCAAUAUUGUCUCCUUAAAGAUUUUCAGGAACACCUCGCUGCAGUUGAAUCCUCAAUGAAAGCCUUGUUGACAGAAAAGGAAAGUCUAAAAGUGGGACCACUGGAUAGUAUAACAUAUCUGGACAAAAUUAAAAAGUUGUUGUCAUCCAUAGAAAAAGAGAAAGGUUCUUUAAGCAAGCUGAAAAUUGAAUGGGAGAAUUUAUCAAACCAUGCAACAGACCUGGAUAAGCAGAUGUUGGAAAGCCAGAUUAAGCAACUUGAACGUAGUUGGGAACUGGUGGAACAACUGGUUCAAAAGAAGUAUUCUCAGCAAGCAGUAGAAUAUGAUGAAUUUAUGUCCCUCAUGAAUAAGAUGCAAGACGUUGAGAGUUCACUGCAGCAACAGCAGCAAUGUCUACAGUUAAGGCUGAACUCGCCAGAACCGAAGGGGAACCAAAGCAUGAUUGCCUUGGCCACUCAACUCGAGGCUACCAAGCAUAGAUUUUCUGUUUUAAAGGGGAAAGCUGAACUUCAGAUGAAGAGGAUUUGGGGAGAAACAGAAAAGAAGAUUUUAGAGGAUACAAUAAAUAAUUUGAAGAAGCAAUUAGAAGCAUUGAAUCCAUUAAACCUAGAGGUAGAAAAUCAGAUUGAGAAGUGUGACAUUAGGAACAAAGUAAAGGAAAGCAUGUUAUGGAUCAAGAAUCUGUUGAGUGAACUUGUUACCCCCAUUUCCCUUCUCCCAGAUGACAUUCUUUCACAGAUCAGAAAAUGCAAGGUGACACAUGAUGUCAUUCUGGAGAGGCAGCAGGCUGUGGAAUUGUUGGUUGAAGAGGUCAAAGGUAACGUUCCUAGCCUAACAGCAUAUGAGGGCAAUGAUUUAAAUAAUCUGGUGGAAGACUUACAGAAGCAAUACCAAAUGCUGGUUUUAAAAUCAACCCAAAGAUCACAGCAAUUAGAACUUAAAUUGGAGGAAAGAAGCCAAUUUUUUGCAAUAAUAACAAAGGUUCAACUUGCACUUGAAGGAAAGGAAACACCAAUAAUUCCCAAGGUGGAAACAGCCUCCACAGAAGCUGAACUAGAACAUCACCAUGUCGCUUUGAAGGCAUCUCAGAAGGAAUUGCAAGAAAUUGAGAGUGUCAUCUCAAUGCAUCUUCAGAAACUAAAAAACAUCUAUGAGGAUCUGAGUGUGUUUGAAAGAUUAUUUCUGGAUGAUCAACUGAAAAAUCUUAAUACUAGAGCCAACAGAACACAAAGAUUCCUUCAGAAUAAAUGUAAAGAAAUAGAAAACAAGGUAAAUUUUUAUAGAGAAUUCCAUGAAAGAACAUCUAUGCUUCAGAAGGAGAAUGCCUUGAAUGAUGCUUAUGGAAAUUUAAUAUGCUAUGAAAAAGAGGUCACCAGGGCAUUGGAGAUCAUCACUUCCCUUGAAGCCAUCAUCGCAUCCCAUAGAGUAGACCUUGAUAAUCCAGAAGAAUCACUAGAAAUGCCUCUUAGGAAACAAGAGGAAUUGGAAUCCACAACAGCAGACAUCCAGGACCUGACUGAGAAAUUGGGAGCUAUAUCCAGCCCUGAAGCCAAACUACAGCUUCAGUGGAAAAUUAAGCAGUUAGAAACAUUUCAGGCAGAACAUGACAAAUAUCAAGCAUCACUAAGUAAAAUCAGAGCUAUGGAUUUGCAAAUUAAGAAAAGGGCUGAAGAAGUACUAAAAGCUCCUGAUACUUCCCCAGAAUUUAAUCCACUCAAUGCUCAAAUUUUGAAUCAGAGAAUUGAGAAAGCCAAGUGCUUAUAUGAUGAAAUACUAAAGAACUUAAAUGAAAAUAAGGCCUUUGAUGACUCAUUCAAAGAGGAAGAAAUACUACAAAUAAAGCGAAAUGCAAAAGAAAAUGAUGAGUUACACAAGGCUCUCCAAAACAUGAUACUACACUUCCGGCCAAAAGAAAUGGAUAAAAAGAAUUUUCAGGACAAAUUAGAAAAUUCCAUACAUGUUUUAAAUCAGAUAAAAUCUCAAUUGCAGCAGCCUUUACUUAUAAAUUUGGAAAUUAAACAUAUUCAAAAUGAAAAGGAUAAUUGUGAAGCAUUUCAGGAACAAGCUCAGGCAGAAAUGUAUGGUAUUAAAGCUGUGACGCCUAUUGAGAAGCAAAGAGAAGAAGAAAACUCUUUUGAAGCCAGUGAUGUGGAGACAAAAUUACGUGACAUCGAAGACCUUCAAAUGCAGCUUAGCACAAGCAUUGAUUUGCGCACACUCAUUAGCAUGUUUAAGAAUGCAGUUUUCACUUUACUGAAGUAUCUCAAGAAUUACCAAUGCUAUAGAAAAAUUAAAGAGAAAAUUUGCACUAACCUCAGCAAAACGGAGGCAGUUAUUGCACAGUCCAUGUUCCCUUUGCCAGUGUCUUACAAAGAAGCUUUAGAGCGCUUGGAACAGAGCAAGGCCUUGGUGUCAAAUCUUAUAUCAAUCAAGGAAGAGUUAACGAAACUACGACAGGCCUUCAGACACUUGAGACCCCGGUGCACAGAAGACGACGGCGUGUGUUUGCUCAGAACUCUGUCGGUUCUGUGGGCGAAAUGGCUGGGCUUGCUGGAAGCUGCUAAAGAAUGGGAGAUGUGGUGCGAAGAACUGAAGCGGGAGUGGAAAUUUGUCAGUGAAGAACUUCCCGUUCAUGAUUCUCAUGGGACUUGGAAGCACCAGGAGAUGCCCCUUCAGUCCUGGAUGACAGACAUCGUCCUUUCAAUCCUAAUGCAUAUUGGAAACUCUAGGGUUUUUCAGAAAGCACAAAAAAAUAAGGAAUUGAUACAGACUGAAAUCCAAGAAAGACAUUCCUUCACAAAAGAAAUAAUUGCUUUGAAGAAUUUAUUUCAACAAACUACAACUUCUUUCCAAAAUAUGGCAUUACAGGACUACCCAGAAAAGGCAGAAGAGUUUGAGGAGCUUCAAAGCAUUCUUAGGAAAGGAAAGCUAAGUUUUGAGAAUAUUAUGGAAAAACUACGAAUCAAGUAUUCUGAAAUGUACACCAUAGUCCCUGCAGAGAUUGAAUACCAGGUGGAAGAAUGCAGAAAAGCCUUAGAAGACGUAGAUGAGAAGAUAAGCAACGACGUCUUGAAGAGCUCACCAUCAUGUGUAAUGAAUAGAAAAAUAGAAGACAUUAACAAUGGACUUCAUAAUGUUGAAAAGAUGUUGCAGCAGAAAAGCAAAAAUAUUGAGAAAGCUCAAGAAAUUCAAAAGAAAAUGUGGGAUGAGCUUGACCUCUGGCAUUCCAAGCUAAAUGAGCUGGAUUCUGAAGUUCACGACAUUGUUGAGCAGGACCCGGGACAGGCUCAAGAGUGGAUGGAUAACUUGAUGAUUCCUUUCCAGCAGUAUCAGCAAGUGUCACAGAGAGCAGAAUCUAGAACCUCGCAAUUAAAUAAGGCCACGCUAAAGAUGGAGGAAUAUAGCGAGCUCCUGAAGAGCACUGAGGCUUGGAUCGAAAGUACCAGUCGUUUGCUGGCCAAUCCUACUGACUAUGACUCUUCACGGAAACUGAGUCACCAUGCCAGCACCCUCCAGAUGGCUUUGGAAGACUCAGAACAGAAGCACAAUCUUUUACAUUCAAUCUUUGCUGAUCUAGAAGACUUGUCAGUAAUUUUUGAAACAGAUGAUUUAACACAGUCCAUACAAGAGUUAAGUAAUCAAGUAACAGCUUUACAACAAAAAAUAAUGGAAAGCCUUCCACAGAUUCAGCGAAUGGCCGAUGUCAUCCUUGAAAAUAUACGUCCCAUGAAGAAAACCAUUGCUGAGAUAGUGUCUUACGAAGUGGAACUGAGGUUACCCCAGACAGGAAUGAAACCUCUACCUGUAUUUCAGCGAACAAAUCAGCUUUUACAAGAUAUAAAGCUAUUGGAAAAUGUGACUCAAGAACAAAAUGAGUUACUAAAGGUAGUCAUAAAACAGACUAAUGAAUGUGAUGAAGAAAUAGAACAUUUGAAACAGAUCUUAAAUAAUUAUUCAGCUCAAUUCUCCCUUGAACAUAUGUCACCGGACCAAGCUGCCAACCUGCCGCAAGUCCAGGGAGAAAUCAAAGAUAUGGAAAAGCAGAUUCUGAGUUUGAACCAGAAAAAAGAAGACCUGUUGGUGGACUUGAAGGCCACUGUACUAAACCUUCACCAACAUUUAAAGCAAGAACAAGAAGAAGCAGAAAGAGAAAUGCUGUCAGCCAUAGCACCCGAGGAGGGGGGAGUGGCAGAGAGGGACGCUUCUGAGUGGAAGGUGAACAGAAGAGGCUCCAUGUCUUUCCUGGCAGCAGUCGAGGAAGAGGCAGAAGAAAGCUCUGUGAAGAGUGAAAGUGGAGACAAGAAAGCAGAGCCAUCUUCCCGGUCUUGGCCUGUACUGUGGAAGCAUGACAAGGACAUGGAGGAAGAUGGAGCAUCCUCGUCCUCUGGAACUAUCGUUCAGGAGGCAGAUGGGAAAAUAAGCACCUGUGAUAGUUCCAUGGCGCAAAUUCUUGUACCAGACUCACUAAGCACUGAGCAAGGCCCAGAAUUUUCUCUGCCCAACCAAUCAGAAGAGGGUGCCGCACCUCCUGUCACGGCUGCAGCUCUGGACUCUUCUGACGGGCAAGGAGCCUUUGAGGCCACGGUGGAGCAAAGUAGGCCCGAGCCUGCAGAAGUCCUCCAUGUCUGCAAGAGCCAGGUGGCCAAGCUGGAGCUGUGGCUGCAGCAAGCUAACGUGGCACUGGAGCCGGAAACAUUAAACGCAGACAUGCAGCAGGUGGUGGAACAAGAGCUGGUAGGGUGCCAGGCUAUGCUAACAGAGAUUGAGCGCAAGGUUGCCUGUCUGUUAGAGAAUUGCAAAGAUCAGGGCCUGGGAGAUAGUGGAGCCACUCAACAUGAGGCCGAAGCGCUUUCCGUGAAACUAAAAACUGUGAAGUGCAACUUGGAAAAAGUCCAGAUGAUGCUUCAGGAGAAAUACAGUGAGGAUCAGCAUCCUACCAUUCUAAAGAAACCUUCAGAGCAUCAGAAAGUACUCCAGCCAGUUAAUCUUUCCAAAUUGGAAUCCAUUGUAACUGAAAGGCCACAAUUCAGCAGACAAAAAGAUUUCCAACAGCAACAGGUUCUGGAGUUAAAACCAAUGGAACAGAAAGAUUUAAUCAAAUUCAUAGAAUUUAAUGCUAAGAAAAGGUGGCCCAAGUAUUGCCAACAUGAUAAAGAUACAACUCAGGAAUCAUCUGUAAGCAACCAGGCAUCUAGCCCAGAAAAUGAUGUUCCAGACUCGGUUUUGUCACCCCAGGGCCAGACUGGAGACAAAUGGCAGUAUCUACAUCAUGAACUGUCAUCAAAGAUACGGCUACCUUUGCCUCAGCUUGUGGAGCCUCAGGUUGCCACAAAUAAGAGUAUUCUACCCAGUGUGAGCAUGUAUAACUUUAGAUACCCAACAACUGAAGAACUGAAAACCUACACCACCCAACUUGAAGACCUGCGCCAAGAAGCAAAUAACCUUCGGAUGCAGGAAACCAUGACAGAAGAAACAUAUAUAAAUUUGGAUAAAAAAUUAUUUGAACUAUUUCUGACCCUCAGUCAGUGCCUCAGUAGUGUGGAGGAGAUGCUACAGACACCAGGGCUCUUGAAGGAGGAUGUUUCUGCCCAGCAGGUGCACUACGAGACACUGGCUCUUGAGUUGAAGAAACUUUAUUUAGCUAUGAGUGACAAGAAGGCUGAUCUUUUGAAAGCCAUAACUUGGCCUGGCAAGAACACCAACUUGCUCCGUGAAUGUUUUGACAAUCUCCAAGUCUGCCUGGAACACACUCAGGCUACAGCUGCCUCUAGAAGCAAGUCCCUGAAAGCCGGCCUCGACUAUAACCACAGUUAUCAGAAUGAAAUAAAGCGAUUGUAUGAUCAACUCAUUAAGAAUAAGACAUCUUUACAACAGUCGUUGAAUGAAAUCAGUGGCCAGAGUAUUGGCGAACAGCUUCAGAAAGCAGAUGCACAUACAGUGGAGCUGCAGAACUCCGAGAGCCGAGUAGCCAAACUAAGAGACGAAGGGGAGAGACUUCAUUUACCUUAUGUUUUACUCCAGGAGGUUUACAAAUUAGAGGACGUACUUGACAGCAUGUGGGGAAUCCUGGGAGCCAGGUACACGGAACUCAGCAGCCCUUUCAUCACUGAGAAGCAGCAAGAUGCCCUGCUGCAGGGCAUGGUGGAACUAGUUAACAUCGGGAAGGAAAAGCUUGUUCAGGACCAUUUACAGCAAACCAAAAGUAAAGUUGCUUUACAGGCUCAAAUAGAAAAUCACAAGGUUUUUUUUCAGAAGCUUGUUGCUGACAUGUUGUUGAUCCAAACAUACUCUGCCAAAAUGUUUCCUUCUUUAUUGCAAAAGAGAGAGACAUUUUGGGCAGAACAAGUAGCAGAAGUUAAAUUACUAGAAGAAAAGUCACGCCAACGUGGCGUGAAGCUGCAGAGUUGGUUGCAGAAAUGGGAAGAAUUUGAUGAAAACUAUGCGUCUCUUGAAAAGGACCUGGAGAUUCUUGUAUCUACAUUGCCCUCUGUGAGUUUGGUGGAAGAGACAGAGGAAAGAUUACUGGAAAGGAUUUCAUUUUACCAGCAAAUAAAAAGAAACAUUCGUGGAAAGCAUGCCCGGCUUUGCCAAACUCUGAAUGAGGGCAAACAGCUGGUGGCGUCUGUGAGCUGUCCUGAAUUAGAGGGCCAGAUUGCAAAACUGGAAGAGGAGUGGUUGUCCCUGAACAAGAAAAUUGACCACGAACUCCACAGACUGCAGACACUUCUCAAGCAUCUGCUCAGUUAUAACAGGGAUUCAGAUGAGUUAACCAAGUGGUUGGAAUCGUCUCAGCAAACUCUGAAUUACUGGAAAGAACAGUCCCUCAAUGUGUCUCAGGACUUGGAUACAAUCAGAAGCAACAUAAAUAAUUUCUUUGAGUUUUCAAAAGAAGUUGAUGAAAAGUCCUCCUUGAAGACUGCCGUUAUAAGUACUGGGAACCAACUUCUUCACCUUAAAGAAGCUGAUACAGCUACACUGAGAGCAUCUUUAGCACAGUUUGAACAAAAAUGGACAAUGCUCAUUACUCAACUUCCAGAUAUUCAAGAAAAACUUCACCAGCUUCAGAUGGAGAAAUUGCCAUCUCGUGAAGCAAUCACAGAAAUGAUUAGCUGGAUGAACAAUGUGGAGCAUCAAACUGCAGAUGAGGACUCUGCCCGUCCACCAGGUUCUGUGUCUGAAGUUAAAAAUCUUCUACAGAAGCACAAGGAGUUUAGAAUGGAAAUGGACUAUAAACAGUGGAUAGUUGACUUUGUUAACCAGUCACUACUUCAGUUAAGCACCUGUGAUGUAGAAAGCAAGCGCUAUGAAAGAACGGAGUUUGCAGAGCACCUGGGGGAGAUGAACCACCAGUGGCACCGGGUACAAGGAACACUAAACAGAAAGAUACAACAUUUAGAGCAACUUUUGGAGAGUAUCACUGAGAAUGAGAACAAGAUACAGAUUUUGAACAACUGGAUGGAAGUGCAAGAAGAGAGGCUGAAAAUGUUACAAAAACCUGAAAGUGUGAUCUCGGUCCAGAAGCUGCUCCUGGACUGUCAGGAUGUAGAAAAUCAACUUGCAAUUAAAUCCAAAACACUGGAUGAGUUGAGACAAAGUUAUCUGACGUUGGAGAGUGCAGCAGUGCCUUUGUUAGAAGAUACAGCAUCCAGAAUUGAUGAGUUAUUUCAAAAGAAGAACAGUGUUGUCAGUCAGGUCAAUCAGCUCAAAACCUCCGUGCAGCCAGCCUUGCAGGAGUGGAAGAUCUAUGAUAAACUCUAUGAUGAAGUGAAUAUGAUGACAAUCCGAUUUGGGUACGGCGUGGAACACAGCAAGCCCCUGGUGUUAUCCUUGGAGGCCCUGAGAUACCAGGUGCAGAACCUUCAGUCGCUGCAAGAUGAAGCUGAGAGCAGUGAAGGGAGUUGGGAGAAACUCCGGGAGGUUAUUGGCAAACUCAAAGGUCUCUGCCCCUCCGUUGCUGAAAUAAUAGAAGAGAAAUGCCAAGAUACUCAUACAAGGUGGACCCAGGUAAACCAAGACAUCGCAGACGAGUUGCAGAAGGCCCAGAGUCUGCUCCAGCUCUGGAAGGCCUAUAACAGUGCCCAUGCUGAAGCCGAAGCAAGGCUGAAGCAACAGGAAGCAAAGUUUCAACAGCUCGCAAACAUCAACAUGUCUGGAAACAACCUGGCAGAGAUCCUUCCACCGGCCCUGCAGGACAUAAAGGAGCUGCAGCGUGACGUGCAGAAGACAAAAGAAGCCUUUCUCCAAAAUUCUCCUCUUCUGGAACGACUCCCACAGCCCACAGAAUCCAGCACACACAUGCUCCUCCCUGGUCACCUGCACUCCCUCCAGAGGGCUGCUUAUUUGGAAAAGAUGCUGCUUGUGAAAGCAGAUGAGUUUGAGUUUGUUCUCUCACAGUUUAAGGAUUUUGGGGACCGGCUGGAAUCUUUAAAAGGUCUUAUUAUGCAUGAAGAAGAGAAUUUGGAUAGUCUCUACCAGCAACAAAAAGAAGAAAAUCCUGACUCAUUCCUGAAUCAUGUGCUGGCACUGACAGCCCAAUCACCUGAUAUCGAACAUUUGAAUGAAGUAAGCCUCAAGCUCCCGCUGACUGACAUAGCUGUAAAGACAUUACAAAAUAUGAACCGGCAGUGGAUUCGGGCCACAGCCACAGCUCUGGAGCAUUUCAGUGAGCUUCAGGGAAUUGGAUUGAAUGAAAAGUUUCUUCAUUAUUGUGAAAAGUGGGUCCAACUUUUGGAGAAGAUGGAAGAGAUGCUCAAAGUGAAUAUUGCCGACAGUCUUCCAGCUCUCCUGGAACAGCAGAAAACCUAUGAGAUGUUAGAAGCUGAAGUUUCUGUAAACCAAACAAUUGCUGAUUCUUAUGUCACCCAGUCCUUACAACUCCUGGACACACCAGAAACAGAGAUGAGACCAGAAUUUGUUUCAGAAUUCUCAAAGCUCACAGACCGGUGGCAGAGCGCUGCCCGGGGCGUUCGGCAGAGGAAGGGCGACAUCGAUGAGCUGGUGAGGCGGUGGCAGUACUUCACCACUUCCGUGGAGGACUUGCUCCGCUUCCUCGCCGACACCAGCCACCUGCUCUCUGCAGUGAAGGGCCAGGAUCGCCAUAGCCUCUACCAAACCAGAAGUCUCAUCCAUGAGCUGAAGAAUAAAGAAAUCCAUUUUCAGAGAUGGCAGACUACCUAUUCACUAACCUUGGAAACUGGGGAAAAGUUACUGCACACAACUAACCUGGAAACUAAAGAGUCAGUUCACGAGAGAAUCAGUCAACUUCAAGACAACUGGAAGGACACAAAGCUCCAACUAGCAGAGAUGAUUAAGCAAUUUCAGAGCACUGCAGAGACCUGGGACCAGUGUGAAAAGAAAAUUAAGGAGUUGAAAAGCAAGCUUCAAGUUUUAAAGGCACGAAGUAAAAAUCCUCUUCCGGAACUUCAUGAGGACCUCCAUAAUGAAAAAGAGCUGAUUAAGGAACUAGAGAAGUCUUUGGCUAACUGGACUCAGAACUUGAAAGAACUUCAGACUAUGAAGGCAGACUUAACCCGGCACAUUCUUGUGGAGGACGUGAUGGUUUUGAAGGAGCAGACAGAGCAUUUGCACAGACAAUGGGAGGACCUCUGCUUAAGAGUGGCCAUACGCAAACAGGAGAUCGAAGACAGACUCAACUCGUGGAUCGUAUUCAAUGAAAAAAAUAAAGAGUUGUGUGCAUGGCUGGUGCAGAUGGAGAACAAAGUUCUACAGACAGUGGAUAUUAGCAUCGAAGAAAUGAUUGAAAAGUUACAGAAGGACUGCAUGGAAGAGAUAAACUUGUUUAGUGAAAAUAAGUUACAGUUAAAGCAGAUGGGUGACCAGUUGAUCAAGGCCAGCAACAAAACAAGAGCUUCUGAGAUCGACGACAAGCUCAACAAAAUCAACGAUCGCUGGCAACAUCUAUUUGAUGUCAUUGGAUCAAGGGUGAAGAAGCUGAAGGAGACCUUUGCUUUUAUUCAGCAGUUGGACAAAAACAUGAGCAACCUUCGUACCUGGCUGGCUCGAAUUGAGUCCGAGCUUUCCAAGCCUGUGGUUUACGACGUCUGUGACGAUCAGGAGAUCCAGAAGAGGCUGGCCGAGCAGCAGGAUCUGCAGCGAGAUAUUGAACAACACAGUGCAGGGGUGGAGUCUGUGUUUAACAUCUGUGACGUCCUGUUGCACGACUCCGACGCUUGUGCAAAUGAGACCGAGUGUGACUCCAUCCAGCAGACCACCAGAAGCCUGGACAGACGCUGGAGGAACAUCUGUGCCAUGUCCAUGGAGCGGCGCAUGAAGAUCGAGGAGACGUGGCGCCUGUGGCAGAAGUUUUUAGAUGACUAUUCCCGCUUCGAGGACUGGCUCAAGUCGGCCGAGAGGACGGCGGCCUGCCCCCACUCCUCAGAGGUGCUGUACACGAGCGCCAAAGAGGAGCUGAAGAGGUUCGAGGCCUUUCAGCGGCAGAUCCACGAGCGGCUCACGCAGCUGGAGCUCAUCAACAAGCAGUACCGGCGGCUGGCGCGGGAGAACCGCACGGACACGGCCAGCAGGCUGAAGCAGAUGGUCCACGAGGGCAACCAGCGCUGGGACAACCUCCAGAGGCGGGUCACGGCCAUCCUGCGGAGACUCAGACAUUUCACCAACCAGAGGGAAGAGUUCGAGGGGACCCGGGAGAGCAUCCUGGUGUGGCUCACAGAGAUGGACCUGCAGCUAACCAACGUGGAGCACUUCUCGGAGAGCGACGCUGAUGAUAAGAUGCGCCAACUGAACGGCUUCCAACAGGAGAUUACAUUAAACACCAACAAGAUUGAUCAGCUCAUCGUGUUUGGGGAGCAGCUGAUUCAGAAGAGCGAGCCCCUGGACGCCGUGCUGAUCGAAGACGAGUUGGAGGAGCUGCACCGGUAUUGCCAAGAGGUGUUCGGCAGGGUCUCGCGGUUCCACCGGCGGCUGACCUCCCACCCCGCGGGCUUGGAAGAUGAAAAGGAGGCUUCUGAGAAUGAAACGGACAUGGAAGACCCCAGGGAGCUCCAGACCGACUCCUGGCAUAAAAGCGGAGAGAGUGAGGAGCCCGCGUCGCCUCAGUCCCUCUGUCAUCUGGUGCCGCCAGCACCGGGGCACGAGCGGUCUGGCUGCGAGACCCCCGUCAGCGUGGACUCCAUCCCUCUGGAGUGGGAUCACACAGGUGACGUGGGGGGCUCCUCCUCUCACGAAGAAGACGAGGAGGGCCCGUACUACAGUGCACUGUCAGAUGUAGAAAUCCCUGAAAAUCCUGAGGCAUAUCUUAAAAUGACCACAAAAACUUUGAAAGCGUCUUCUGGUAAAUCCAUUUCUGAUGGCCACUCGUGGCAUGUUCCUGACAGCCCUUCCUGUCCCAAGCAUCACUACAAACAAAUGGAAGGUGACAGGGAUGGACCACCCAUCCCCUCAGAUUCCAGCACCCCUUAUAAACCACCCUAUGUAAAGCUGCUGUUACCUCCAGGCAAAGAAGGCCCAAGAGUCUUGAAUGGCAGCCCACAGCAGGAAGAGGAGAGACUGGCUGGCGGAACAGGACAGCAGUCAGGGGACUUUGACAGAUGGGAACUGAUUCAAGCACAAGAACUUCACAGUAAAUUCAGAACAAAACCAAACUUGCAGCAGCUGAACUCUGAUAUCAGUGACAUCACCACUUGGCUGAAAAAAACUGAAGCAGAGCUGGAAAUGUUAAAGAUGGCAAAGCCCCCCUCUGAUAUCCAGGAAAUGGGACUCAGAGUGAAGAGACUGCAGGAGAUAUUAAAAGCCUUUGACACCUACAAGGCGUUAGUGGUCUCUGCCAACGUGAGCAGCAAGGAAUUUCUGCAGACUGAGAGCGCCGAAUCCACAGAGCUCCAAAGUCGACUCCACCAGCUGAGCCAGUGCUGGGACGCGGCACAGGGCGCGGUGGACAGCUGGAGAGAGGGCCUACGGCAGUCGCUCAUGCAGUGCCAGGACUUCCACCAGUUGAGUCAAAGUCUGCUACUGUGGUUAGCAAGUGCUGAGAACCGGAGGCAGAAGGCUCAUGUCACUGACCCAAAGGCAGACCCCCAGGCUCUCCUGGAGUGUCAGAAGGAACUCACGCAACUGGAAAAGGAGCUAGUGGAGCGUCAACUGCAAGUAGACUCCUUACAGGAGAUUUCAAACAGCCUUCUUAUUAAGGGGCAAGGAGAAGACUAUAUUGAGGCUGAAGAGAAGGUCCACGUUAUUGAGAAGAAACUCAAACAGUUACUGGAACAAGUGUCCCAAGAUUUAAUGUCCUUGCAGGGAAGCCAGAACCCAGACCCAUCUCUGCCCGGCUUAGACGAGGUGGACGCGGGGGACCAGCCUCCAGCAGCAUCCGUGCCAGCUCCCCACGCGAAGCAAUUCAGGGCGGAGAGAACUACAGAAGGCGAGGAGGAGGCAGAGAGCAGGGUGCCCGGCGGGGCGCGGCCACAGCGCUCCUUCCUCUCCCGGGUGAUCAGGGCGGCACUGCCCCUGCAGCUGCUGCUCCUGCUGCUGCUGCUCCUGGCCUGCCUGCUGCCCUCCUCCGAAGAAGACUACAGCUGCACUCAGGCCAACAACUUCGCCCGGUCCUUUUACCCCAUGCUGAGGUACACCAACGGGCCGCCCCCCACAUAGAGGGCUGAGCCGGCCGCAGCGCCACACCACCAGCCUGACUGCCUCGGGUGCCCAGCUCGUGGCCCCAGACCAGUCUAUGAGUGACUCUCAGCGUUGGCAAGGUCCAGGGACCUGCUGCACACGCCUCCUUCUGGGCUUGUCCCUCCGGAGCCCACGGCAGCUUUCAAAUGAAGUUCCUCGCCAGGGGGGCAGGGGACCUGGGCCGCAGUCACCCCGGGCAUUCUGGCAAAGCUAGUUGAUUGGUUUAGGGAUCUCUGGAAAUGACAGUUUCCUGAAGAUCCAAGCACUUUGUGAUUUAUUUGUAAAGCAGCGUUAUUAUGAUGUAGUUAUUAUGGUCAAUGAGCAGUUGUGUUCAUGGCAUACUAUAUAUUAUAGACCCAGGCAAGCAGGUUUCACCUUAGAAAUGGUCCAGCACCUCAUACGCACCCUUAGCUGAUUGAUCGAAACAAUCAUAUUGAGAAUCAGUUUUUUACUCUGAUCAGCUAGCAAUUUUCAGCUAUAGGUUAUAAACCAAAAUGUUCUGUUCAGUACCUAGGUCUGCUCUUUUAUACUGCUUUAAAUUUUUAAAGAAAUUCUAUUGCAUGGAUGUGGUUAUUUGUGCAUAUUUUUUAACAAUGCUGACUCUGUAUGAAUAAUGUAAACUUUGAUUUUUUUAAAGAAAAAAAUCAGAUUUUAGCCUGAGCUUUUGACUAAUGUACAGUAAAUGCCAAACUACAGAUUGAUAGGGAUGUUUUUGUAAGUUAAUUUUCUAAGACUUUUUCACAUUUAAAGUGCUGCUUCAGGUUUUGUUUAGGUCUUUGGCCACGGGGAAUUGGUCCAGAAACUUGAAGCUGUUUUGUGGUAUGUACAACGCAAAUGUUUCUCAUUAAAAAACAAAAUUAGCCA